Messenger RNA from Quercus lobata, 2701 nucleotides. Its product is annotated as Subtilase family protein. Gene Ontology annotation, biological process: proteolysis. Gene Ontology annotation, molecular function: serine-type endopeptidase activity. The transcript has 2 exons. NCBI's taxonomy places the organism in Eukaryota, Viridiplantae, Streptophyta, Magnoliopsida, Fagales, Fagaceae. The record is from RefSeq and is a predicted model, not a curated record. Bases 134 to 2407 code for a protein of 757 amino acids.
CUUUUUACUCCGUAGUAUUUUGUCUGAGUGACAGUCACUGACUGUCUUUCUCUCUUUCUUGCUUUCUUUCUUUUAACUCCUUUAUAAAUAACUGAUUAAGUUAAACGCUUUUCUCUCUCACACAGACACAGCCAUGGCUUCCAAUGGCUUCUUGCUCUCCCUCACCAGUGCUCUCCUUGUUCUACUACCAUUCCUUUCUGUCUCAGCCAUGACCAAACAAACUUACAUAGUCCACAUGAAACACCAGGACAAACCUUCUUCCUAUGCCACCCACCAUGAUUGGUACUCCUCUCAACUCCAAACUGAUUCCACUCUUCUCUACACUUACACCGACGCUUACCAUGGCUUCGCCGCCUCGCUCGACUCCGACGAAGCAGACUCACUCCGCCGAUCCGACUCUGUCCUCGGCGUUUACGAAGACACUCUCUACACUCUCCACACCACUCGCACUCCCGAGUUCCUAGGCCUCAACACUGAGUCCGACAGCCACCACACUCAGGUCCUUAACCAAGCCUCUAACGAUGUCAUCAUCGGAGUUUUAGACACGGGUGUCUGGCCCGAAUCGAAAAGCUUCGACGAUUCGGGUUUACCCGAGAUCCCGACCCGGUGGAAAGGCAAGUGCGAGUCCGGACCCGAUUUCAAACCCACACUCUGCAACAAGAAACUCAUCGGAGCACGAAGCUUUUCCAAAGGGUACCGCAUGGCCUCCAGUGGAGGCUCCGCGACGAAACCGAAGGAAGUCGUGUCGCCGCGCGACAAUGACGGCCAUGGGACCCACACGGCCAGCACCGCCGCCGGAUCCCCCGUGGGGAACGCUUCUCUUCUCGGCUACGCGCAGGGCACGGCGCGUGGAAUGGCGAGUCGGUCGCGCGUCGCAGUUUACAAAGUUUGUUGGAGCGUUGGGUGCUUCGGAUCCGAUAUUCUCGCGGGUAUGGAUCAGGCCAUAAGCGACGGCGUGGACGUGCUCUCGCUCUCUCUCGGCGGUGGGUCCGCUCCGUAUUACAGAGACACCAUCGCAAUCGGAGCUUUCACGGCGGUUGAGAAGGGCAUUUUCGUCUCUUGCUCUGCCGGAAACAGUGGGCCCAUCAGAGCCUCAUUGGCCAACGUGGCACCCUGGAUCAUGACCGUUGGAGCCGGUACUAUAGACCGGGAUUUCCCGGCUUUCGCUUUACUCGGAAACAAAAAGCGGUUCACCGGUGUGUCAUUAUACAGCGGAAACGGAAUGGGGGCCAAACCGGUUGGGUUGGUUUACAACAAAGGGAACAGCAGUGCAAGCAACAUGUGCUUACCCGGUUCGCUCGAACCGGACUUCGCACGUGGGAAAGUGGUGGUUUGCGAUAGAGGAGUGAACGCACGUGUGGAGAAGGGAGCGGUUGUACGAGACGCGGGUGGGGUUGGGAUGAUAAUCGCGAACACGGCGGCGAGUGGGGAAGAGUUGGUGGCUGACAGUCACUUGUUGCCGGCUGUGGCGGUGGGGAGGAAAGUAGGGGAUAUGAUCAGAGAAUAUGUGCGGUCUAAUUCGAAUCCAACGGCUGUGCUGAGUUUUGGUGGGACGGUGUUGAAUGUGAAGCCUUCACCAGUAGUGGCGGCGUUUAGUUCUCGAGGGCCGAAUAUGGUGAAUCCGCAGAUAUUGAAGCCGGAUGUGAUUGGGCCUGGUGUUAAUAUCUUGGCUGCUUGGUCUGAGGCUGUUGGGCCCACUGGAUUGGAUACAGACACUAGGAAGACUCGAUUCAACAUCAUGUCAGGUACAUCAAUGUCUUGCCCACAUAUCAGUGGAUUGGCAGCAUUGCUAAAAGCAGCUCAUCCGGAAUGGAGUCCAAGUGCAAUCAAAUCUGCACUAAUGACUACUGCUUACACUCAGGAUAACACCAAUUCCCCUCUCCGGGAUGCUGCAGGAGGAGGAUUUUCCAACCCGUUGGCUCACGGGGCUGGUCAUGUAGAACCACAUAAAGCCCUCGAUCCGGGCCUUGUAUAUGAUAUCUCAAUUGAGGAUUACAUAACCUUCUUGUGCUCCUUGGACUACACCGUUGCUCAAGUCCAAACUAUUGUUAAACGCCCCAAUGUUACAUGUUCGAGGAAAUUUUCUGACCCUGGUCAACUCAAUUACCCAUCAUUCUCUGUCUUGUUUGCAAACAAGAAGGUUGUCCGAUACACUCGUACAUUGACGAAUGUCGGGGCUGCUGGCUCUGUCUAUGAUGUAACCGUUGGUGCACCAACAAUGGUGAAUGUGGCAGUGAAGCCUACAAAGCUUGUUUUUAAAAGUGUAGGGGAGAAACAGAGGUACACGGUUACCUUUGUGGCCAAGAGCGGUGCACCCAAAACACCUAUGUCUGAAUUUGGUUCAAUUGUCUGGAGCAACGCCCAACACCAAGUUAAGAGCCCAGUUGCCUUUGCAUGGACACAGUAGUAUUAGAUUGCUUUUAAUGUAUUUGGGCCUCAGCAGCAGUUUAUUAAUAAAACAGCUAUCAAAGCCCAGUGUAUCGGACAUGACCUAAGUGGUUUGUUUUGCCGCGUUGAAAAGACAAUUAAGACAGUAGAGUGUCAGUUUGUCAUAAAAUUUGCAAUUGGCUUGUUUAGUUAAGUUAAUGUUACAGAAUGACUGACAUGCCAAUGUUAAGUAUAGCUUUUCCGUAACUUUUGACUAUUUCCAGUUGAUAUUUUGCAGCUCUCCUUCUGUUGGAGUGGAAGUGGGAAACAGAAA